UUGCAGGCAAUAGAGAAAGAUGAGCUUCACAUCUGGUCAUUCGAAAGUGGGGUUUUUUACAUUUUUAAUCACAACAAAAGAUUUUUAAUUUUAAGUAACGACUUUGCUAGUAAAGCUCUCUAAGCUAUUCAAUUAUUUUUAUCAAACGUUUUUAUAUACUUUAAAAUCAUGGUGGCAUCCGAGGAAAGUAAUGAAAAAGUUAACGAAAAUGUAACACCGAACCUUCCAGAGGAGGAACCCCUUCUGGAUGAAACUCCAGAAGUGACAGAUGUUCCGAAUGGAAAAGGACCUCUCGAAGGGGAGAAUGGAAACAUCAAACCAGACAACGGGGUUGGAACUCCCCACGCAAAGGUUAGAAGACUCAGUGAUAUCGCUUUGGAACUGCAAGGAUCGGACGAGAUAUCCUGUGGAAUAUGGUGCUUAAAGGGUUCCUUAAUGCAGAUGUUUGCAAACAAGAAGGUGUACGUGUUCUUUUAUGGCUUAGUGGGGUGUGUCAUGUCUUCCUCUUACGCCUACUUGAACGGAACCAUCACCACAAUUGAAAAACGGUUUAAAAUUCCAACCACAAAUACUGGCAUCAUUAUGGUGGGUUGUGACAUAAGUCAGCUGUUUCUGUGUCUAUUCCUCAACUACUACGGAGGCAAGGGCCACAGACCACGGUGGAUGGCAUUUGGAGUAUACACAGUUGUGGCGUUCUGUUUGAUGAACGCACUUCCACACUUCUUGUACGGUCCCGGAGAGAACGCACUCACACUUACAGAGGAAUAUGGAUCCCACCAUGAUGCCAAUACAACUGAAUUCCUCAUGGAUAAACAGAACCGCAAGUUGGUUUGCCAAAGUGACUCCCUUGGUCCGGAAUGUGAUGACAACUCAGGUAACCUGGCACCUCAAGCGAUACUCUUCCUGGCACAGCUGAUUAGUGGUGUUGGUGGUUCUCUGUACUACACUCUGGGAGUGUCUUACAUGGACGACAACAUCAAAAAGUCAAAGACCCCUGCACUUGUCAGUCUCUCCUACUUCUUGCGCAUGUUGGGUCCAGCUAUCGGCUACUCCUUAGCCUCCGCUUGUCUUACCACGUACAUCUCCCCUUCUCUCACCCCCACCAUCACUCCGUCCGACCCUCGCUGGCUGGGAGCGUGGUGGGCUGGUUGGUUGGUCAUUGGUGCAGCUCUGUUUAUUUCCGCUUCAAUACUCGCUUUAUUCCCCAAGUCUCUGCCACGGGCCGCAGCUCGGAGGAUACAGGCUUCCGAGCGUCGCAAAGCAGGCGUCACCGCAGACCCUGACGACAGUCCUGAGGAAACACACUCAUCAUUCAAAGAUAUGAAAAUUACAUUUCUCAGGCUCCUGAAAAACAAGACUUUGAUGUGCAACAAUUUUGCUUCUGUUUUCUACUUUAUGGGAUACAUGCCUUAUUGGAUCUUCAUGCCCAAGUACAUAGAGACCAUUUACAAACAGACUGCAUCCUUCGCUUCCUUUAUUACAGGUGCCAUUGGACUCGUGUGCUCAGCCCUGGGAAUAUUGUUUGCUGGUGCUUUCAUCUCCAAAGUGAGGCCAAGUGCAAGGUUCUUGGCUGCAUGGAACGUGGUUGUUGGAGCCAUCAGUGUAUUAGGCAUCAUCUCUUACGCCUUUCUGGGUUGUCCAGUCAAUGACCGUCAAGGGGCCAUCUUAGCUUCUGGACAAAUGGAAACAACAACACCUUGCAACGCAGACUGCAACUGUGAGUAUGUCAAGUAUUCCCCAGUUUGCUCUCCUGACGGAAGAACCUUUAUCUCUCCAUGUCACGCAGGCUGUAAGGACUAUGAAAUCACUGCCAAUGGGUCAAAGGUGUACACUAACUGUGCCUGUGUACCUCGACCUCCAAGACCUCUCAUGGACUCUGACUCCAACCUGACCCUUGACUCCCAGGAGGUCCUGGGUGGAGCCCUGGAGGACCCAGAGGAACCCUGGGUACUCACCGAGGGGCUCUGCCCUGUGGACUGCUCCUCACACUUCCUCAUAUUCCUGAUAGUCAUGUGUAUCCUGAAAUUCAGCGGAGGCACCGGUCGAACAUCAAAUUUCCUAGUUUCCGUCAGAUGUGUUGAUGAAAAGGACAAGACAGUAGCUAUGGGGCUGGGUUUAGCAUUUCUCAGCUUGUUUGCUUUCAUUCCUUCACCAAUCCUGUUUGGCUACUUCAUUGACUUGUGCUGCAUGGUGUGGGGCAAGACAUGCUCUGGUACCGGCAAUUGUUGGUUAUACAAUGCUGAGAUGUUGAGGUAUCUCAUGAACUUCACUGCUGCAGGUUUUGUCACGAUUGGAACAAUGUUUGAUUUUGGAGUCUGGUACUACGUCAAACACUUGAAGAUCUUUGAUGAGGAAGUUGAACUGGAAAUUGCACCCCAGAGACAGAAAACACAAAGAAAAUAACGUCUAAGAAAAAAUACUCUAACUAAACGGAUGUUGAAAUUGAACAAACAAUUGCUACCAUUACAAUAUGCAUACUUAAUGUGUUACAUUGUAGCUUAAAAAUAAAUUAAGUAUAAACAUCUAGAA
This is a messenger RNA of Macrosteles quadrilineatus (aster leafhopper), 2529 nucleotides long. Its product is annotated as solute carrier organic anion transporter family member 74D-like. The record is from RefSeq and is a predicted model, not a curated record. The transcript is spliced from 12 exons. Gene Ontology annotation, biological process: sodium-independent organic anion transport; transmembrane transport. Gene Ontology annotation, cellular component: membrane. NCBI's taxonomy places the organism in Eukaryota, Metazoa, Arthropoda, Insecta, Hemiptera, Cicadellidae. The coding region runs from base 169 to 2403 and encodes 744 amino acids. Gene Ontology annotation, molecular function: protein binding.